Messenger RNA from Fonsecaea nubica, 2124 nucleotides. RefSeq lists its product as hypothetical. Gene Ontology annotation, cellular component: cytosol; cytoplasm. The record is from RefSeq and is a predicted model, not a curated record. The coding region runs from base 1 to 2124 and encodes 707 amino acids. NCBI's taxonomy places the organism in Eukaryota, Fungi, Ascomycota, Eurotiomycetes, Chaetothyriales, Herpotrichiellaceae. The transcript has a single exon. Gene Ontology annotation, biological process: molybdenum incorporation into molybdenum-molybdopterin complex; Mo-molybdopterin cofactor biosynthetic process. Gene Ontology annotation, molecular function: molybdopterin molybdotransferase activity.
AUGAGCUCUCCGCCCCUCCUCCGCCCAGCUAUACUUGUCGUCUCCGACACCGCGGCGGCUGAUCCGUCAACCGACAAAUCCAUUCCCAUCCUCAAGGACGUAUUCUCACAAGACGGCAACGGAAAAUGGGACGAGCCACUCUUUGAGAUCGUCAAGGACGAUGUGCUGGAGAUUCAGCGGGUUGUCCGCGGGUGGACGGAUUCUGAGACUGAAACCACCAACGGCGGCGUGGUCAACUUGGUCGUGACGACGGGAGGGACAGGCUUCGCACGGCGAGACUUUACCCCUGAAGCUAUCGAGCCUCUGAUCCACCGUCACGCACCUGGUAUUGUUCAUGGCAUGCUCUCUGCUUCAUUCCAGAUUACGCCCUUCGCCAUGAUGUCGCGGCCUGUGGCUGGUGUGAGGAACAAAUCCAUCAUCAUCACCUUGCCCGGGUCGCCCAAGGGUGCCAAGGAGAACCUCCAAGCUGUAUUGAAGCUGUUACCACAUGCGUGCUCGCAAGCCGCGGGCCAGGACUCGAGGACAGCCCAUGUAGGAGGAGUCAAGAAACUGGAAAAGGAAGCUGGAGUUGGCCCAUCAACUUCCGGUGGUGCUACAGCCGGCGGACACGACCAUGAUCAUACCCACCAACACGAUCACCAUCAUAGCCACGACCACGAUCACAGCCAUGGCGGUGGCGGUGGCCAUGGUGGGCACAGAAUCCCCAAAGCGCACACCAGUCCCUCUGAGAGACCUCAACUACAAUCCAACGACCCUAGACUUGGUGCCACCGCACGGUACCGGUCAUCCCCCUACCCAAUGCUGAACGUUUCAGACGCCGUGUCGAUAAUCUGUGAAAACUCCCCGUCUCCCACAGUCGAACUGAGGGACGUCUCACCUGACCUGGUAGGCUACGUGGCCGCCGAAGACAUCAAGGCGGCAGAGGCUGUCCCUGCCUACCGCGCGAGUAUAGUGGAUGGAUACGCUGUCAUCGUCCCCGACAAGGCCGCCUCGCAAAGUAUCAAGGGCGUCUUCCCCGUCGCCUCCGUGUCGCACGCCCAAGCCUCGUCCUUACCACCGCCUCUCCAGAAAGGCCAGAUAGCGCGAAUCACCACCGGCGCACCGCUGCCAGAAAAUGCCAACGCGGUGGUCAUGGUGGAGGACACCGUCAUCGCCACCCUCACACCGGACGGGAAGGAAGAAGCCACUGUAGAAAUCCUCACGGACGAGCUCAUCCAAGGCGAAAACAUUCGCGAACCAGGAAGCGACAUCGAACUGGGCCAGGUGAUUGUGGCCAAGGGGACGCCGAUCAGCGUAUUGGGCGGCGAGAUUGGAGUGCUCGCGGCAGCCGGCAUCAGGCAAAUCCCCGUCUACCGCAAACCCCGGGUCGGGGUCAUGUCGACCGGCGAUGAAGUCAUGGACGUGACGUACCAAGGCGCCCUGAGCGGCGGCAUGAUCCGCGACUCGAACCGACCGUCCCUGCUGACGCUGCUGCGCGGGUGGCGGAUGUGCGAGGCGGUCGUGGACCUGGGCGUUGCGCGGGAUACGCCGCACCACGAACUCGAGCAGAAACUGCGCGACGCGUUCCGGCUGCACGAGCUCGACGUGGUCAUCACGACGGGCGGUGUGUCCAUGGGCGAACUGGACCUGCUGAAGCCGACCAUCGAGCGCGCCCUGGGCGGCCAAGUGCACUUUGGCCGCGUCAACAUGAAGCCCGGCAAACCCACCACGUUUGCCAGCGUGGCGAUCAAAGACGACGCCGGCCGGCGCGAUAGUAAGCGCCUCAUCUUCGGACUCCCGGGAAACCCGGCCAGCGCGCUCGUCACGGCCAACCUCUUCGUGCUGCCCUGCAUCCAGCGCAUGACGGGCCUGCCGGGCCAGGGCGCCCCGCGCGUCAAAGUGCGUGUCCAGGGCCGCGUGCGCUGCGACAAGACCCGCGUCGAGUACCACCGCGUGCUGGUCUCGGCGGAUCCCAACGACGGCGGCGGCCGCCUCAUCGCGCGCAGCACCGGCAUGCAGAGGAGUUCUCGCGUCGGCAGUCUCGCCAGCGCCAAUGGGCUGUUGGUCCUCCCGCAGAGAGAAGGCUAUAUCGAGGAUGGAGGCGAAUGUGACGCCCUCUUGAUCGGGAUGGUCCUUGGGUAUUGA